Panicum virgatum (switchgrass) is the source of this 306-nucleotide messenger RNA. RefSeq lists its product as uncharacterized. NCBI's taxonomy places the organism in Eukaryota, Viridiplantae, Streptophyta, Magnoliopsida, Poales, Poaceae. The record is from RefSeq and is a predicted model, not a curated record. The transcript has a single exon. Bases 1 to 306 code for a protein of 101 amino acids.
AUGGCGAUCCCUUACUACACCUACCCGAAGCUGAAGCUGCCAGGCCCCAAGGGCGACAUCACGGUGAGCAGCUUCUUCGAGCAAGCCUACGUAAGCAGUCGCGAGCACUUUGACCUCGCUGCAACUACGGCCAACUCCACGGAGCUAACCCAGCUCCAAGCAGCCGUCGCCGAGUGUCGCCCCGACCCCGGCAAGCCGUCGCCCAGUAGCACUUUCAUCCCAACUGAGGAAACCAAGGCGAUCGCCAUUGACCCCUCCGACCCGACCAAGACUAUCUGGAUCAGUGCACAGCUCACGCCCAAAUAG